Messenger RNA from Bradysia coprophila, 2356 nucleotides. RefSeq lists its product as uncharacterized. The record is from RefSeq and is a predicted model, not a curated record. Lineage: Eukaryota; Metazoa; Arthropoda; Insecta; Diptera; Sciaridae.
GAUAAACAGAAUAAAUUACCAAAUAUCAUAAUUACCAUGAAAUAUUAUAAAUAAAGAAAGGUGUUAAAUAUUAGCAAAUAGAAUAAACAACGGAAACUGACAAUUCAGGUCAACAAACAAGGUGCGUACAAGCAUAACAUUGAUAAUGAAAAUAAUAUGCAAUUGACUGUUGAGUCGAAGAAGUAUAAACAGUAAACAUAAACAAUAAAUAAUAACAAAUUUAUCAAGCCUAGACAUAAGAUUAUGGGAAAAAGAUUGUUAUAAAUACGGUGUAAUUUGGGAAAAUAAAUUAGUUGUUUUAUGAGAAAAGAACUCAGAGCUUGAAUUAUUUUAGUCUCCUAGCUCAAGAGACAAGUAAAAAACCAUCGUGCAAAUCUAUACAAAUCAUCGAAGGGUAAAGAAUUGUACAUUGGUCCUUCGAGCCGGAUGGGUGCUCGAAAAAAAACGGAAUACAGUCCACACAUCACGGUCGGCAAGGUCGAAGCAGUGGUGCAGAGAAUCAAUGAAGGCGAGAGUGUCGCACUUCACAACGAAAAAACUGGUGGUUAACGAAGAGACAAGGCCCCAUCCUAAACCGGUAGGACGCGAGCAGUCAAAAGGAUCGUUUGGACAGCAGUUGGAACAAAUAAACAAGGUUGUUGGUAAGAAAAAUAUAGUUGUAUAACGCAUGACAGAGUGAAGACGUGUUUCACAAUCGCUCCGUAAAAAGUUGUUUUCUAGUUAGUGCAAAGGACCGCAGGUGAUCAAAUAAAGUUUUGUGUCUAAUUUGGUGAAGUGUAAAGACCAAGGAAUCUCAUCGACCAGCUAUAUCAUAUUGGUGUUGCUGCUAGACGAACCUUGAAAAUUGCAUCAUAAAUUAGUUUUCUAUAACCAGCCGCCAUAUCACACACAUACAAAUAUGUUCCGUCCGGCCACAAAGUUUCAACCAUCCAUCACCUAACAAGCAUUCUCUCGGAGCAUUACACGAGUGAAAUGGCACCAACACACGGGUACCCACCACGCUCACACUACAUUCGAAAGAUUGGCAUCUCCACCACUACAAAUCUCUCGGAAGUACCUGGAAAUUACGUUGCAUAUUUUCAUACACUCAUUGGCACCGCCACGAUAUAGGCCUCAUACCCGCAUCGCAGUGCCGCAAACUUACACAACACAUCCUCAAAUCGUUCGGAGCACCGGAAGAGCCUUCAUCGAAUAAAUUGCCGUUUAACAGGCUACAAUAGCACACAGUGUACUAGCUACUGGGUCAUGAGCGAUAAUCCAUCACAAGCUAAUUGGAUCGACGAAUACACCGAAAACCAACUUCUAGAAGAAGUGACAAACUACGAAGAGUACCCUACACCAUCGUUAGACCAAUCCAUCUACAACAUAUCGAGUGAGCUCGACAAUCUUUCAGUGACUAUCACUCCAACCAUUGGUCAAGCCACAGCUCCACCAGUCAUUAGCCAAGCCACAGCUCCACCAGCCAUUAGCCUAAGUACCGUCAUACCGACCGAUACCCCAGCCACUACCAUUGAGACAAACAAAGCGCCGUUAUCAUCUACUCCAAAAACAGAAUCGAUUAAACGCCGUCUGGAAAAAUCCAACUCCGUACCGGAAGCUCCAAUCAAAAAAUUCAAAUCAAUUGCGAAUAUGUUCCCGUUAGCCGCAGCAGUAGCAGCAUCCGAAUCAUUUGUAGUGGAUAUCAUCCCCAACGUAGAUGGUGUCCUUACGUUUACGGAAUCUCAAGGCAAAAUAAUCGGUAAUAGCAUCACCCGAGCCCUAUUCUCCGAUGAGAGUAUGGCUUCUCUUCAUUUUGAAAGCUCGGGUCUAGACAGAGGCCGUUAUCGUCUCAUUUGCACCGACACGACUACUAGAGACUGGGUAGUCGCCAUCGUCCCAAAAUUGGAAGGCCUUUGGCAAGGCGCAAACAUCAGAUCUGUAGUGUCGGGCCCUCCCCCAAAGUUAAUUCGUGGAACAGUAAUUGUUCAGCUGCCUGCACCGGACCCUAACGACUUUUUCAAUAUUAUUGCCACGCAAAACCCAACACUCGAUACCAGUAACUGGAAAAUUUACAGCCGGUCCAAGGCACAAAACGGCAAACAGCAAUGGAUUAUUGGGGUGGAAGACUGCUGCAUUUCAGCCCUCAAUGAUCUAGCUUUCCGUCCAUACUGUGGUAUGACACGCGUCCGUAUAGUACUUAACAACAAUGCCAACAACCCGUGAUAAAUUAGCUUUUGUAAAGCCACAUAUUUAUUUCGUUACAACAAUCAGCUCAAUAAACGGCUUACUCUCUUUGAUCUCAAACCAAUUGUUUCAUUCUCUCUUCAAGCUCAAACAGCAGCGAGUAAGAUGUAAGAUAAGUAUUAUCAUCAGCAAA